AUGCUGCAAUUUGGAUAGUUCUUAGUCUCUCUUUAUCAUUUUAGCAAGUAAUUAUAAAAUAUUAAUCCAAAAUAGGCAAACUUUAUCAAAGAAGUUGAUUUAAAUUUCAUCAUUUACAAUGAAAUAGAUCUAAUUGACCUAAAAUUAAAUGAAAAUCCUUAGAUCAAGAUUGAUCAAUUUUAUAACAAAUUAUUGGAUUUACUUGAAAACACUCCUAACUUCUAAUUCAACAUUGACCAAAUUUACUAUUUCCAAUAGUGGUAUGACAACCAGGAGAACGCUUAAAAGCAGAGAUUUCAGAAAUUACUUAAGUCUCAGCAGAUAUAGUUCUUAAGUAGUUGGGUUAAGUAUGAUGCAUAAAUGAUAGAUUACAGAAUCUAGCAAGAUCUUAUAUAGUUAACUCAGGAUUACUUAUUUAGAGAGUUUAAUAUAUUUUCUCAUGUUACUAUUAAACCAUAUUUCUAAGCUGUUACACAGAGUGAAGCAUCUUUGCUUAGUGAUCAUGGCAUUGAUAGUAUAUUUAUUAAGAAUGUAGGCUAGUAGAAUAAAGAAAAAUUAAGCUAAAAUGGGGAGCUCUAGUUAGUUUGGGAUUUAUCUUAAAUUGCUCAAGAUAAGUAGGUAUAUAUUCAGAUUGAUUAAUUUGAAAAAUCUGAGUCUGUAUAUCAAUACCUUUUUACCAAAUGUGAAGGAAAUAAACAGAAAAUAAAUGAAGUAGAAUGCCUUGAAACUAUAAAUGAUAAGUUUGUUGUAAGUCUGAGAUAGACUUGGAAUAAACACGCCAAAAGCGACAAUCAUCAAAUAAGUGUGCCAAUACUUAUUGGCAUUGAUAUAAUGAAUGGAAACUUUGAGGAGCAAUUCAAGUUUAUCUCAAACUUACUUCAAAUAACAAAUGAGCUUUCUUAAAGUUACUUUAGUUACAAAAUAAAAUCAACCAUUUCUACUUUUGAUGAUUAUCUAGGUUCGAUCAAUACUUAAUAAGAGAUAUUCCCAGUAUUCAAGGGAGAGUUUACUCCUCAUAUUGAGUUGAAAUAAUGCGAGGAUGGAUGCCAUACAAAUACAUAUAUUACUAAAUACACAGGUCAAUAUUCAAAUGCUCCAACUCUUAAAGAGAAUAUCUUGAAAUUAUACAAUUAUAACAACUAAUAGCAGAUUUAUUUAAGUUUAUUUGCAAUUUUAGCCCUAGCUAUUGGUGAUAAUAAAGGAUUGAAUGUCCUUAAUAGAAUUUAGAACAAAUUAAGUUCCGAAUUAACUUAGCUUUAUGAUUUAGAUGUUAUAAGUGGAGUUCAUUCUUACAUUUCGAAACGAAAUUUCAAUAAAAAAAUUAACUAGUUAUUCUAAGCAUAGGUAAACCAAUCUGAUUUAUUGAUUAAUGAAUUUGACAAUCUGAUAAUGAAAUACUCUUUAAACGUAGAAUAGGACAACUUGAAAGAACUUAUUUAAAAUGCUUCAGUAAGAAUACCUCAGAAAAUUAAGGGAAAUUUGCAUAUCAAGCAUGUAAGAGUACUCAAUUUGGAACUUAGUUUCUAAGCUGAGAAGAUAUACAAACUGAAACUAUCAACUAAUAAGAUUCACAUUAUUAUAGAUACAGAUCUUGAAGUAUUGUAAUUCUAGUAUCUUUCCAUUACUAGUAUGGGUACCUAAGAGAUGAAUAUUAAAGAUGAUUAACAGUAUACUUACUUCUUCUUCCUUGCUAAAAAUAUUCAUCCAUUAUCAGUUAAAUCCUACUUGCUAUUUGAAUUUGAUUCUCAAGCUGACUGUGAAUCUUCGUUGUUUGAGCUGAAACUAGACUUUUAAAGCUGCUUUUAGCCAAAUACCACUAGGAGUUUUAUACCUUUUAAAAAACUCUCUCCUGAGGACUCUACUAUAGAAAAUGAUUUUCUUAAAAUUACUAUUAACUUAAUGGGGCUGCUUAAGACAGUUCAGUCUAAGUAAAGUGGAUUAGAGUAUACGAUGACUCAAGUAUUUGCCACUUAGGAUGGAAGACUUACACAUAGUGAUCUUUAAGGUAUAAGCAGCAAAUAUUAAGCAUAAUUUAUUCAGGAAUCAAGGGUUUAAAGAAUUUCAUUUGAUAUUGGUGGCUUGUUUUAAUGUAUCAGAUUUUAUGGAGUUGUGACAAAAUUUAGAGAUAUGAUGAUUCACACUACAUAUUGCCUUCAUAAAAAAGGGCAGUAUUAGUCAAUAGUUAACUCAAAUAUAAAGACAUUUUCAGGAGGUUAGUCUGAAGUAAUUAUUAGGACGAGCCUUGAAUCUUUAUACCCAGAUGCACCUUAUAAAUUUUACCUUGAUGAUUCUAUGAGAUCAAAUAGGUAGGUUUUUAUGGAUAAAGAAUCAGCAGUUUUAAGAUAAAUGGGAGUAAAUGAUUAAUCAAUACAUAAUGAAGCAUAUAAUUCCUAUCCAUGCAAUAAAGGGUUUAUUGUUUAGGAACCCUCUUUGAAAACUAAUAUUGGGUUCACUUUCUCUCACUCAACUAGCUGUAUUCUUCAUGAUAAAAAUCAGAUUGAUCUCGUCCUCUCACGCUCAUUGUUUAACACUGAUAUUAAUUAAAAGUCUAUGCCAAGGUUUUCAGACUUAGAUAUAAGCAAUUUAGAUUAUUCUAUAAAUGUUGGAUUAACUUUAAGUGUGGAGGAGCAUGAUGACUUCUUAAACCAGUAUUAAGCUGGGAAAUAAUAAAUCUAAUAAGACUACAUGAUGUUUAUAGAAAAUUUCGACUUCGAAAAACCUCACUCUCACAUGCUUAAAGACAUAGUCCUGUUGUAGAAUUAGAGCAAAGCAUUAUCAGGAAUAAUUUUUGAUGGCAUUAGAUAUAACAGACAAGAUAUGAAGGUUGUCAUUAGACUUAAAAAUAAUGGAGUAUCAUUAAAGUAUAUAAACAAGGAAUUCUUUCAUCCACUUGAUAUUUCUGUAAAAUCAAAAUCACUUUUGAAUCAAGUAAAGAGAAUAAGAUUUAACCAUUCAAAUGAAACUGCCUUAUUUAAUGAAUUAGGCAAUGUAGAAUCAUUUGAAACUCUCUAUCAAAGCGAGCAAAAUGAAUGUGAUUAGAGUAGACAAGAUCAGAUAUGUAUAGGGUCUCUGGAUCAAAUUGAAGUAGAAAUAAAUCUAGAUUCAAAUAAUUAAUCUGCUAGCUUAGGUCUAAAAAUGUUAAGAGAGUUGCUUUAAUUAGAUGUAGCAGAAAUUAGUUAGUUUGAGCAAAUUUAAUUGAAUGCAGAUAGUUCACUAGACAAAAAGAAAAAAAAUCGAAAGAAAUUUAUUAGAGGCAACCUACCAAUAGUAGGCGAUUAAACACUGCACAGAUGCUUAAGCAUUAUUCAGAUUGGAAUCAUUUCAAUUAUUAACUUGAUAGCUAGUCUAUUCUUAACCUUUGCAAUUUUAAGAAAGCGCAGACUAAGCAGAAUUAAUGCCAUCUCCACGAUAGUUUAAUGUUAAAGUGGUUCUAAGUAGUAAUAAAAGCAUAAAUUACAAGCUGUAGAUGAGUAUCAAUAAAUUCAGAUCGCAAGACAAAAGGAAUAAAAUGGAAAGAAUAUCUGA
This is a messenger RNA of Stylonychia lemnae, 3525 nucleotides long. Lineage: Eukaryota; Ciliophora; Spirotrichea; Sporadotrichida; Oxytrichidae. The record is from the annotation of a GenBank genome assembly.